AUGCCAGGACCGAGUGGUGGUGGUUCAGGUUCUCGGAGCUUGUGGCUAGCAGCGAAUCCGAGCAAGAGAUGGGGCGAGCUUUUCUUCCUCUUCUACACUCCUUUCUGGCUCACUCUCUCCUUGGGAAUCGUCAUUCCUUACAAACUUUACGAGACAUUUACGGAGCUGGAGUAUCUUCUUCUAUCCUUGGUUUCUGCUGUUCCUGCGUUCUUGAUUCCGAUGUUUCUCGUUGGAAAGGCUGACACAAGUUUAAGCUGGAAGGACCGCUAUUGGGUUAAGGCAAAUCUCUGGAUAAUCAUUUUCAGCUAUGUGGGGAACUACUUUUGGACUCACUAUUUCUUUAGAGUUCUUGGAGCGUCGUAUACUUUCCCAUCAUGGAAAAUGAAUAACGUGCCACACACAACAUUCUUCAUGACACAUGCUUGCUUCCUCUUUUACCACGUCGCAUCCAACAUCACUCUUCGAAGGCUUCGACACUCCAUUGCUGAUUUACCGGAUUCUCUGAGAUGGUGUUUUGAAGCUGCGUGGAUACUGGCGCUUUCUUAUUUCAUUGCAUACUUGGAGACUGUUGCUAUUGCAAACUUUCCUUAUUAUGAGUUUGUGGACCGAAAUGCCAUGUAUAGAGUUGGAUGUUUGUUCUAUGCCAUUUACUUCAUUGUGAGCUUCCCAAUGUUCUUCAGGAUGGAAGAGAAAUCAAGUGAGAAAUGGGAUCUAUCACGUGUGGCUGUUGAUGCUUUAGGUGCUGCUAUGUUGGUAACAAUCAUUCUUGAUCUAUGGCGUCUCUUCUUGGGACCUAUAGUUCCCUUACCGGAGGGACAAAACUGCGAUCAGUCUGGAUUGCCAUGGUUAACCAGUUGA
This is a messenger RNA of Microthlaspi erraticum, 858 nucleotides long. NCBI's taxonomy places the organism in Eukaryota, Viridiplantae, Streptophyta, Magnoliopsida, Brassicales, Brassicaceae. The record is from the annotation of a GenBank genome assembly.